UUACAAAUUACAAUAAUUUAUUUGUAACUCUCUUUCUCAAAUGGCACCUCUUCAAGUUCUUGAAAUAUUUUCCACAUUUUUAUUAGUAAUUUUCAUACAAGUUUAUUUGGGAAAUGCUCAAAAUUUCAUCCAAUCUCGAGCAGCUUAUUAUCCAAAUUCAGAAGAACAAGGAACAGAAACUGGCGCAUGUGGAUUUGGUACUUUUGGAGCAACAAUCAACGGUGGAGAUGUAUCGGCUGCAUCUGAUCUUUAUCGCGACGGUCUAGGAUGUGGUGCAUGCUAUCAGGUGAGGUGUACAAACAGUAAUUACUGUUCAGAAAAUGGAGUUAAUGUGGUAAUUACUGAUCAUGGAGCAAGUGAUAGCACAGAUUUUAUUUUAAGCCAACGGGCUUUUUCACGUAUGGCCCAAACAAAAGAUGCUGCUGCUUCUCUAUUAUCACUUGGUAAUGUGGGCAUUGAAUAUAGAAGGGUUUCUUGUAGCUAUCCAAAUAAGAAUAUCACAUUCAAGAUUGAUGAGAGUAGUGAUAAUCCUUAUUAUUUGGCUUUUGUUAUAUGGUAUCAACAAGGCAAAACUGAUAUUUCUGCUGUUCAAUUGUGUGAGACACAAAAUUUUGUGUGCAAAUUAUUGGAUAGGACACGUGGCGCAGUAUGGACAAGUUCAUCACCACCAAAAGGACAAUUGCAAAUAAGAAUGUUAUUGAGUUCUGAUGAUGGAGAUGAAAAAUGGGUUAUUCCUUUAAAUAAUAUUCCUGAAAAUUGGAAAGCUGGUGAAACAUAUGAUUCUGGAAUACAAGUGGAUUAAUAACGGAGCAGGAACGAGAGGUUGUCCUUUAUGAUCAGUUCAGUAAUUUCGCAAUUAUUAUCAUGUUGCCGGUGAAAAGGCACUAAAUUGGAUAAGCAACUAACAUAAAUUACUAUUGAACAAUACAUUUCGUAGAAUUUGUAAGAAAAAAAUAAUUAUUUUAAUGUUAUUUGUUGAUUAAAUUUGUCUCAUAUAAAAAAAGAGAGAGUAUGUAUAUUGGCUCUUUUCUAAUAAGUGUAGUUGUUAUAAGUGUCAAUUCAAUUACUAUUGUAUUUUUGCCAACUAAUAAAAGUUCAGAUAUUUUGUUGUA
Solanum stenotomum is the source of this 1112-nucleotide messenger RNA. RefSeq names its product expansin-like B1. Gene Ontology annotation, cellular component: extracellular region. Bases 41 to 802 code for a protein of 253 amino acids. NCBI's taxonomy places the organism in Eukaryota, Viridiplantae, Streptophyta, Magnoliopsida, Solanales, Solanaceae. The transcript has 5 exons. The record is from RefSeq and is a predicted model, not a curated record.